Molecule: messenger RNA, 4152 nt
Organism: Aspergillus terreus NIH2624
Lineage: Eukaryota; Fungi; Ascomycota; Eurotiomycetes; Eurotiales; Aspergillaceae
Product: PT repeat family protein
Exons: 2
Coding region: 1-4152 (1383 amino acids)
Source: RefSeq, a predicted model, not a curated record
AUGGCUCCCUCCAUCACCAUCUCCGUCCGUCGUCCGUCCGAUGACCCCGUCAUCUUCGUCGCCGGUUCCUUCUCUAGCCCCCAGUGGGAGCCUCUCGAGCUUGCCGUCAAGCCCAUCGACGUCCAGGACGACGAAGGUCUCACCUCCACCGAGUAUCUUUUCUACCGCGAAUUCGAUGUCGCCCCGGGUCAGUAUCAAUAUCGCUUCCGCGAGGGUCCCAAUGGCGCCUGGUUUCACGAUGAGACCGUAAAAACUGUGCCCGGCGAGGACGGUCUCAUUCACAACAUCCUCCAUGUGGAGGACAAGUCCGAACCUGUGCCCGUCAAGGAGGAGCCCGCACCGGUCAAGGACGACGCAGAAAACCACACCGAGACCAACGGUGUCUCGGAGGAGACCACCGCUCCGGUCCAGGAGACUUCCGCCGGGGAGAAAAAAGACGAUUCCAAGCCGGUUGAGCCGGAACCCGUUUCUAAUGGGGUGGAGUCCGAGGUCAACGGAGUGGAGCCUGCAGCCCCUGAACCGGAACAGGAGAAUUCUGCAGCUCCUGCCCCUGAAGCAGAUGCUGUGACUCAGAAGCCUGAAGAGCCUCAGCCGGAGACCAAGCUUGAGGAGGUUCCGGCGGCAUCUACGUCUACCGAAAUGGCGAAGUCUGAGACCACUCCCCAGGCUACCUCCGAGGCCCAGGCCGAUGCGACAACGGAGAAGCUGGAAGAAUCUCAGCCCGAGAAGGGAACGGAGGAACCGACAAAGACAGAGGAAGCGUCUACUGCCUCUCCCGAAACCGAACAGAAACAGAUCGAAGUCACCCCUGAGGCCAACCCCGUUGCGACUGAGGAGAAAGCCGAAGAAACCCAGCCAGCGAAGGAAGUGACAGAACCCGAGACCAAGUCUGAGCAGACUCCAGCUACCACCGAACCGGAGCAGGAGGAGAAGCAGGCUGAGGUCUCUCCUGAGGUUGAGACUCCUGUUGAAACCAAGGACAAGCCGGAGGAAUCCCAGCUAGAGGCCGCGGAAGAGCCUGUCGAGUCGGAGCCGGUAGUCGAAGAGAGGUCUGAAACCGUUCCGGAGACCGCGGAAAAGGCAACUUCUGCCGAAACAGAGACGUCUGAGGUAGAUUCCGCAGAGCCUGCCAAGGAGGCCGUCAAGGAGGAGAAAUCUUCGCAGGAGCCGGUGACUGAAGAGAAGCCUGAACCCGUUCCGGAGACUGCUGAAGAGGCAGCUCCUGUCGAAACAGCGACCGAAGAGCCGGUUCCCGCAGAGCCAGUUACUGAGGAACCAGCCAAGGAGAUCGCCACGGAAGUCGCCAAGGAAGAAGCAUCUCAGGAGCCUGUGGUUGAAGAACCCAAGGAAUCCACUCAGGAGGCAUCCGCAAUUGAGGAGCCAAUGGAGACCCCUGCUGCAGAGACUCAAGCCGUAAAGGAAGAUGCUGAGGCCGCCAAGGAAGAGUCGGUCCAGGAGGCUGUCAAGGAGGAAACCUCUCAGGAACCUGUAGUCGAAGAAUCCAAAGAAUCGACUCAGGAUGAGCCCGUUGUUGAGGAGGCAAACGAGGCUCCUGUCGCAGAGACUUCGGCUGUGGAGGAAGCUGCGGAGGCCGCCAAGGAAGAGUCGGUCCAGGAGGCAGUCAAGGAGGAAUCAUCUCAGGGGCCUGUGGUUGAAGAAUCCAAGGAAUCGACUCAGGAGGCACCCGCUGUUGAAGAGAUAAAGAAGGCUCCUGUCGCAGAGACAGAGACUUCUGCUUUGGAGGAAGCUGCUGAGCCCACCGUGGAGACCGCUAAGGAGCCUGAAGUCAAGGAAGAGUCGGCCCAGGAGCCUGUUACUGAGUCUGUCCCGGUAGAGGAAUCCAAGGAGGAACCAGAGGACUCCAAGGAAGAGCCUAAGGAGGAGUCUAAAGAAGCCACCGAGGAGACUCCUGCCGAGAAAGCCGAGGAACCGACCCAGGAGCAGAUUACUGCUGAAGAAGUCAAGGAGCCCGCCACCGAGGCCACUGUCGAGGAAGCCAUUGAGACUAAGCCGGAGGCUGACGAGCCUGCCCCCGAAGCUGCUCCUAUUGAGCCUACGGAGAAACCUGUGGAAGAGGUCACUGACACUCCCACUGAGGCCACUGCUGAAGCCCCUGAGGAGAAGACCGACGCCCCUGUGACCGAGAACACGCCGGCUGAAGAGGAAAGCAAGGCUGAGGAAGCAGAGGACAAGUCUGCUCAGCCUGAGGAAGCUCCUGUCAAGGAGCAGCCUACUGAGGAGACUGCUGCUGUCGAGACUGCCGAAGAGGUUGCGAAGGAUAUUGAGGAGCCGGCUGCCGAGACCGUCAAAGACACUGAGGAGUCUCCUGCCCCUGAGCCCGCCACGGAAUCCACCAAGGAAGUCGAAGAACCUGAGAAGGCUGUUACUGAAGAGCCCGCAAAGGAGCCUGUCGCUGAGGAGACCGAGGCAACCAGUACCGAGCCUACCAAGGACGACGCCGAGGAGGCACCCAAGGAGCCUGCCGGUGAAGAAGCGAAGCAGGAAGUUGUUGCCGAGGCCGCUGCUGAGGAAGCAGAUGCUGAGGAGACCAAGCAGCCUGAGCCUGUCGCUGAAGAGGCUGUGGCUAUCGAGGAAGCUCCCAAGGCCGAGCCAGAGGCCACGAAGGAGCCUGAACCUGAAGCUCCCGCUGUUGAGGAUUCUCCCAAAGAAGCCACUGUUGAAGAGACUGCUCCUGUGCAACAGCCUACUGAGGAGCCUCCCGUGAAGGAAUCGGAGGAGACCGAAGAGGCCAAGGAACCCGUUGCCGAGCCUGUUACUGAGGAGCCGGCUGCAGAGUCUGAGCCCGCAAAGGAGGAGACUGUCGCCGCAGAGCCGGUGGCGGAAGAAGAACCUGCCAAGGAGACUGCUGACGAGGCCAAGGUCGAGCCUGUCGAUUCUCCUGCCGCCGAGGAACCUGUUGAAGAGUCUAAGAAGCCAGUUGUUGAGGAGCCAUCGACGGAGCCCACCAAGGAGGAGAUUGUUGAAACUCCCGCCAAGGACGAAAGUGGUGAGAAGGUUGAUGAACAGCCCAAGGAAGCUGCUGUUGAGGAGCCGACUCCUGAACAGCCGGCUGCUGAGACCGUCGCCGAGGAAUCCGCCGUAGCAUCCGCACCGGUCGACGUUGAGGAGAAGACCGCAGAACCCGAGACUCCUGCGGAACAGCCCACCGCUGAGCCCGUCUCCCAGCCUGAGGAAGAAAAGCCUGUCGAGCAGCUCGUCGAGGAAAAUGUUGAGCCUACUCCUGAGCCCUCCACGGAGGAGCCUGUCUCUGAGCCUGUGGUCGAAGCUGCCGCUGAGCCUGUCACCGAAGAGAAGGCCCCGGAGCCUGAGGUCGAAGCGGAAGCCGACAAGCAGGACGAAGUUGAGGCUCCCGUCGAGCAAAAGGAAGCGUCCGUCAGUGAGCCUGCUCCGGCAGAGACUGAGAAUGUUCCUGCUCCUGCGGAAGAGACUCCCGCCCCCGCUGAGCAUGUGGUUGAGGAAUCCGCCCCCGAGCCAGCCAACGAAGAAGUGACUGACAAGGUGGAGGAGACGGAGACGAAGGAUUCUGUCGUGACUCCGGAGGUUAUUGCCGCCGGCGCUGCAGCUGCGGUUGGUGCCGGUGCUCUUGCUGCUGGUGUCGCUGCUGCGUCGCACAAGGAAUCCGAGUCCACCUCUGCUCCCACCGAGGCGAAGGACAAGAAGCCCGCGCAGGAACCUGAGCAGAAGGACACUCUGGCUCCUGUUAGCAAGGAUGCUCCCGCCACCGCGGCUGAACAGCCGACCCCCGAACCAGAGGCUGACCCUGCUCUUGCCGCCCUUGCUGGUGACCGAGAGGCCCUCCUCCAGAAGCUGAACAUGCCCUCUACGGAUCAGCUCCCCCCUGCCGCUGCCAGCCAGCAGUCCAUUCCGACUGCCAGCGCUGCGCCCCAGCAGACGGAGGCACCGGCCGAGGGAGCUUCUGCUCCUAAGGAGCCUGCUACAGCUGAAGGUGAGGAGAGAACUGCCAAGGCGGACGAGACCGUGCGUUCCCCCAGCCAGAACCGGUCCGUCACCGCUGUGUCUAUCAACAAUCAGGGCGACGGCUGGUUGAAGGCCAUUCUGCGCGCUGUCUUUGUCAACUUCUUUGGCACGAUCUUCUCGCCUUUCCGCCGCCGCAGAAACACCGACCAGUAG